AUGGAUUAUAAUGGUGGGACUGUCCUAGCCAUGGCUGGGAAGAAUUGUGUUGUCGUUGGAUCUGAUAAACGCCUUGGAGUGCAAAAUCUUACUGUAUCGACUGAAUUCCAAAAAGUAUUUCCGGUUACAGAAAAAUGUUAUAUUGCACUUCCUGGUUUAGCUACUGAUGUUCAAACUUUAUCGGAAUUAUUUCGUUUAAAAUGUAACAUGUAUAAAUUACGUGAAGAACGUGAAAUCGAACCACUUACAUUGGCAAAUAUGAUAUCCUCAACAUUGUACGGAAGAAGGUUUGGCCCGUAUUUUUGUGAGCCAAUAAUUGCCGGUCUUGACAAAAAUAAUAAACCACAUAUCUAUGGAAUGGAUUUGAUAGGAUGUCUUAAUUAUCCAGAUGAUUUUACUGUUGCUGGAUGUGCAGAAGCUGCUUUAUUUGGAAUGUGUGAAUCUUUAUGGGAGCCUGAUUUAGAACCUGAUGAGUUAUUCGAAACAGCAUCACAGGCUUUGUUGAGUGCCGCUGAUAGAAAUUCCUUAGUGGGAUGGGGCGCUGUUAUUCACACAAUGUAA
Messenger RNA from Funneliformis mosseae, 561 nucleotides. Lineage: Eukaryota; Fungi; Glomeromycota; Glomeromycetes; Glomerales; Glomeraceae. The record is from the annotation of a GenBank genome assembly.